Messenger RNA from Egretta garzetta (little egret), 2254 nucleotides. It is a transcript of the gene KYAT1, whose product is annotated as kynurenine aminotransferase 1. NCBI's taxonomy places the organism in Eukaryota, Metazoa, Chordata, Aves, Pelecaniformes, Ardeidae. The coding region runs from base 238 to 1584 and encodes 448 amino acids. Gene Ontology annotation, biological process: biosynthetic process. Gene Ontology annotation, molecular function: pyridoxal phosphate binding; L-kynurenine:2-oxoglutarate transaminase activity. The record is from RefSeq and is a predicted model, not a curated record. Gene Ontology annotation, cellular component: mitochondrion; cytoplasm. The transcript has 13 exons.
AGUUCUGUAUACUGGCUAAGCAUUUCCCCUUUAAUAGCAUUCUGACUUUGUCAGGAUUUGAUGUCCUCGUUCUGCUAGGAAUGUAUCCACACUAAGGUUGGUCAGCAACAACCCAUGAAGCAAUACUAAAGGGCACACCUCUAUUGGGAAAACCAUGUGGAGGCCACGUCCCCUUUGCAUGUGGCCCCAUUGCUAUUAAUAAAAACUUACUCUCUUUCUCUCUCUUUGCAGGCAAAAAUGUCAAGGCCAGUGCAAGCUCGGAGGCUGGAGGGAAUAGAUAAGAAUGUCUGGGUGGAGUUUGUAAAACUGGCUGCCACCUACUCCACAGUGAACCUGGGCCAGGGCUUCCCUGACUUCCCCCCACCAGACUUUCUGAAGGAGGCAUUCGUGAGAGCUCUGACCGGGGAGAACCACAUGCUGCACCAGUACACUCGUGCCUUUGGCCACCCACCUCUGGUGAAGAUCCUAGCCCAGUAUUUUGGGAAGCUGCUUGGACAAGACCUGGAUCCUAUGACCAAUGUGAUGGUGACUGUGGGGGCGUACCAGGCCCUUUUCUGCUGCUUCCAGGCUUUUGUUGAUGAAGGCGAUGAGGUGAUAAUCAUUGAGCCUUUUUUCGACUGCUAUGAGCCAAUGGUGAAAAUGGCUGGUGGAAUGCCCGUCUUUGUCCCACUGAGACCGAAAGCUCCAAAAGAUGGAAAAUUGAUGUCUAGUGCAGACUGGCAGCUGGACCCAGCUGAACUGGCUUCCAAAUUCAGUGAACGGACAAAAGCCAUCGUCCUGAAUUCACCCAACAACCCUCUGGGCAAGUGGCUUUUCCCUGUUAGACCAUUGCAGCCAGCUCCUGCCCAGCCUGGCUUGGGAGAUGGUGCAGGCAGGGUGUUCAGCCGAGGGGAGCUGGAGCUCAUUGCAGAUCUGUGUGUGAAGCACGACGUCCUGUGCAUCAGCGAUGAAGUGUACGAGUGGCUGGUCUACGAUGGGAAGGAGCACAUCCGCAUUGCCAGCUUGCAAGGGAUGUGGGACCGCACAGUAAUCAUCGGGAGUGCUGGGAAAACCUUCAGUGCCACUGGAUGGAAGGUGGGCUGGACCAUGGGACCCAACCGGCUGCUGCAGCACCUCCGUACUGUGCACCAAAACUCAGUGUACCACUGCGCCACAGUUGCCCAGGAGGCCGUGGCUCAGGGUUUCCAGAGGGAACUCGAGCUUUAUGGGAAACCAGAAAGCUACUUCAUCCAACUGCCCAAGGAGCUGCAGCAGAAGAGAGACUGGCUGGUCCAGAGCCUGGACGCUGUGGGGAUGAAACCCAUCGUUCCCGAGGGCACCUAUUUCUUGGUUGCAGACAUCUCCGAGUUCAAAUCUGAUGUCCCUGAUGUCGCUGACUCAGAUGAGCCCUAUGACUCCAGAUUUGCAAAGUGGAUGGUCAAGAACAAGGGACUUGCUGCCAUCCCACUCUCUGCUUUCUACUGUGGGGCCCACAAGAACAACUAUAACCAUUUCAUCCGGUUCUGCUUCGCAAAGGAGGAAGCCACACUGAAGGCAGCAAACGACAUACUGCAAAAAUGGAAAUUGGAGAAAACUAGUCCCUGAGCACGCUGGAGAGAAAACGCGGCUCUCUUUGGUCCUCACCUGCCACGACCGGUCUUCCUCCUCUUCCUUUGCUUGGCUACAAACUUUGAUCUUUCCUGAUUUUUAUGCUUUCAACCACAUUUUCCGUCAGACAUGUGCAAGAGGUUUGCCAUGCCCAGGGUCUGGGGACACUUUCUGUCACUGUGAAAUGAUUGCACUGCUCCUUGCAAGAGCGAGUCUUCAUGUGUGCUGCCAGUAUUCAACAUUUCUUCCUCUUACUUUUAAAGACUUUGAUGAUCAGUUCUGGGAUGCAUCCAGCAAGAGACAAGAUAAGGAUGGCUCCUGGGGUCUUUUCCACCACCAAAUUCUGAAAAGGCAUUUCAGGACCUACCUUUAAGGCUAUGCUGGGGUGUUAUCGUGGGUUGUCUUGCACCACAUCUCCACUUGUACUCCAGGGUGCAGACAGCAUUUCCACCAGUGCUCAUGUUCCCACGGGGCUGUGCAGUAUCAGCACCCAUCAGUAGGUUGAUUCCUAUGAUCCUGAAAAUUACAAAUCCAGUGAAAUGCUGUUUCCCAUAUGUGGGACACUGAAUAGCCAGCUAACUGUCUCAAAGCUUGCUCCUUUGUUUGGCAAUGUGUGAAGAUCAGCAUUGCCACAGGCAAGGUGGCUUGCAGGCUGGCUGAGGCAGUG